This is a messenger RNA of Styela clava, 3675 nucleotides long. Its product is annotated as carboxylesterase 4A-like. NCBI's taxonomy places the organism in Eukaryota, Metazoa, Chordata, Ascidiacea, Stolidobranchia, Styelidae. The record is from RefSeq and is a predicted model, not a curated record.
AGUAAUCGGGAUUUAUUUUUUUUUCACACACAUUUUUUACGUUUUUUUUCCUAUUUUAUAUUGAUAAUAAUUCUGUUGAUAAAGCUUGCGCUUUGAAUUUUCCACCACGAUUAUGAUAGUCGUGUUCACUAUAUGGCAUGUCCCUAUAAAAGGGAUUGCAUAUAUUUUUUCUAGUUCGCGACCGCUCCCAAUUUGAUGAUUUCAGAAUUAUGUAUGGAGCGCCACCAUCCACAAAAUGUCGCCACUUUAAUGGAAAUCCCACGACUGCAAUCAAGUUUAACAUUCAUGAGCAUUCUAGCAAAAUACUGUAUAGUGUAUUAUAAAAUUACGUAACACUCACAAGAGGAUAUCUAUGGCGCCAUAAACUCGGCCGCUGGCAACAUAGCCUCGGGAUAUCCAUAAGAUUAGGAUGUUUUGUCCGACUCUUACCGCCAGGCACGAAAAUAUAUUGAAUAAUAUGACACCGUGACAGUUUAAAAUAACACUUCAAACAGUUUGUCGUUGAAAAACAAGAAUGAAGAGCAGCAAUAAACAAAAAAUAAUAGUUUUGCUUAACCUGUGCCUGUUAUUUGCAUUUUCCGGCGGAACAGAAAAUGAGGAAAAACGAGCUGUUGUACGGUUGAAGCAGAGUGCAGUUGAAGGCUCAAUUUUCAGUUUAGGUGGAGUUUUAAAAGUUGAGCAGUAUUUAGGAAUUCCGUACGCUCAGGCUCCAAUCGGGGACUUACGAUGGAAAUCCCCCAAAAAAUAUGAUGGGUGGCAACACGAGAAACCAUAUGCCACGACAUACGGACCUAACUGCCCCCAAUUGGCAAUUUUGUCAGACCCGACAGCUGAUGCAAGCAAAGUAAUUGGAAAUGAAGAUUGCCUAUAUUUAAAUAUUUAUCGCCAGCAUAGAUCUACUGACGCACCUCUCCAGCCGGUUAUGGUGUUCAUACAUGGUGGCGCUUGGAUAUAUAGUUCUGCUGACAUAUACAGGGCAUAUGCAUUGGCAACGUUUGGAAGCGUUAUUGCGGUCACGUUCAAUUACAGACUGGGGGCUUUGGGAUUCAUAAGUUCAGAAAACAUUACCAAAGACGGAAUGUUUAACGGAAACUACGGACUACUAGACCAAUAUGCUGCUCUGUCAUGGGUUCAAGAAUAUAUUGAGUAUUUCGGAGGAGACAAAAAUCAAGUUACCAUAUUUGGGGAAUCUGUAGGUGCAGUUUCGGUCUUGCUACAAGCGAUGUCACCCUUUGCUCUGCAUACCACUUCUAGUGAUUCGAAACAGCCGAGUUUGUUCAAACGGGUGAUAGCGCAGAGUGGAGUAACGUUAGUUCCAGGUGCUAUAUCCAAACCAGGAAGUGCAAAGAAUUUUAUUCUUAAUUCUCCAUGUUCCGAUCUCACGGAGAACGAAAUGUUAGAAUGCCUUAAAAACUUGACUGCAGUUGAAAUUGUUCGCUUGCAGAGAAAUUUUCAGUGGAGGCCUGUUGUUGACAAAAAGUUUAUUGGCGAUUUUCCUGAUUCUUUUAUGAAAAAUGAACAGCAGAACUUUCGAGGAAUAUACGAUUUCAUUUUGGGCUUGAACGAUGUGGAUGUUAUUAGUGUAUUGUUCGAUGAGAUCUCUCAAGUAAAAUCAUUGAGUAUGCUUCAAAGCUACACCAAUAGAAUUUUGGCGCGGAGCUAUGACAACACAGAAAAGGUCACAGAUAUUGUCAUCGAAAAAUAUCUUAACAUUUCGUCCGAAGAAAACAAUUCAAACAAAUGGAGGAGAAUAGCACUCAAUAUCACUAGAGAUUUCACCUUACUUGCACCCACAAUCAAAUUUGCUGAUAUCGCAUCAUCUGAUAUGCGCUCCAAUGUUUACUUGUAUUAUUUUGUGCAAACUCCUUCGGAUGGAUUGAUCAACGCUCAAUUAGCUAUUCCGCGCAACAAAAGCCAGGAAUGGAUGGAGGGAGCAAGACACACAGAAGAACUCCCGUAUGUUUUCGGUGCCCCAUUCAGCUUUUCCGAUACCAGUCAAGGCGACAAGACACUUAGCAUGCAAAUGAUAAUUUAUUGGACCAAUUUUGCUAAAACCGGAAACCCCAACAGCAAUGGAGUACGGGUCGCCUGGCCGACUUAUAAUUCUUCAAGUGGUAAGUACAUGCGUUUUGGAAGAAAGAGCAGCCACGAAGAUUUGGUUGAAGUACGAAGUCACCUAACUGGAGAUCUAUACAAAUUUUGGACUGAAGAGAUAUCAAUCCUGUCUCAUAAGCGAAAACAGAUAAAAAAACACGAGGGAAAAUUGAUGAACACCGAAGUUAUUGUUUUACCAGUUGUCGCAAUUGCAAUAAUCAUGUUUGCAAUGGCCAUAAUUAUCAUGAAAAGUCCAUAUCAUCGCAGGAUAAUACAUUCUUAUGUACAUUCGAUUUGCUGCUGCUGUUGCCGGAAAUCGUACAGUACUUCGUUGCGAGAAGGCGGUGAAGGUGCCGAAUUAGUGAAAUGUGAACCUAUAAAUCUUCGAUCAUACGCAUAACUAACUGUCUUUGUUUCCAAUAUUUAUUACUUCGAUUUGAUUACACUGUUAAAUUUUUGAGCCUGAUCUCAGUAAGAAUGUUUUACCUGAAUAUUGUGAGUGCACAAUAACUGCUAUAGAUUACUACGGGACAGACGAUCUAGAUGGCACAGGUGGGUCGAAAUAGAUAUUUGAAGCGGUAAUUUUCGGCGAAAGAUGCUUCGUAUACCAUCGAGCUCUGAUCGAAUGUCACAUAACCAUGCUAAAAUGUUUGAAACACCGACGGACCAACGUCUGACAACCGAAUGAUUGGAUGUUUCCCUGAUCCUUGACCCCAGAAUAUGUCCAUUCCUCAUUAUUGCAAAUUUUUCGAUGCUCAUUUGAAGUGUGUUCGCAUCGUUAUACCCAAGUUUUGCAAACGUUUAAAAAUAGUGCACGCGAAACUGAAAAAACGAAACGUGCUUAAUUAAUCGCGUUAAAAUAAUAUUUGGACGACUGCAUAAAUUACCGAUUGUUACGUCACAAUUAAAUUACUGCUGUGCUGAUUGGGUAUUUUUACAGAAGUAAACGAGAAAUCGAUGCCACGGAAUGAAUCCUAGUUUGCGAGUUAACAGUACGCACCGGUUAAGAGUAAUUCGAUAGCAAGGCGGAUAGAAUCCUGGUUAAGACACAUAAUUUUCAUCUUGGCUAAGUACAACUACGUUUAAAAAAUGAAACACUUCACACAUGUUUAAUAUGUUUAUUAUGUCCGAUAAUGUAGGUGGAAUAGGAAUGAAUUAACUAAUUGUAACAAGACAGAUAACAAAACAAGUAAGUUAUGAGUAUUAAGAUGAUCGUCAAGGACUGCCACAUGAUGGUCAUCGAAAAAUCACCCUUCGGUCCAUGAAUGGGGUAUAACUCGUAAAAGCACAAUAAAUAACAAAGUAUUUAAGUGGCACUGGAAUUAAAGUUUAGCAUUAUGUGAUCAUAUGGUGUUUGUGGUCCUAAACCCAGGAAUGUUUUUGGGUGAAAAAAAUCUUUUGGGUGAAUUCAUAAUCUCGACCUAAAUUUGAGAAAAAAAAUAAUUGGUUACCAGAGCACACAAUGAGCAAAAAAUGAGAAAAUAUUAGGAAAGCAAUCAAAAAAUCCCAACAAAAUGAUUUUUAAUUUAUAACAUAUAUCCUACAUCGUUUUGGGAAUUUACAUAAAAUUAACAAAUAUUA